CCCCUGCACAGAUCAUCCGAGGUUUGUCCAAUGCAGUACUGCAGUACUCGGGGUGGGGUCCAUGGAUGGAGCUUCCGGGAUGUGCUGUUUUCAGGCUACGCUCCAGAUGGGGGGAUGUUCAUGCCAGAGAGUGUGCCUGUCCUGAGCCCGGACACCCUUAAAGGCUGGAAGGGGCUGUCCUACACUAAACUGGUGGUGGAGGUCGCCUCCCUGUUCAUCCCCACUCAGCUGGUCCCCAGAGAGGACCUGGAGGUCCUAGUGGGUGGAGCCCUGUCUGGUUUCUCAGUCCCUGAGGUGGUGAGAAUUGCCCGGCUGAAGGAGGGUCUGUUGGUCCUGGAGCUCUUUCAUGGAGAGACCUUGGCCUUUAAGGAUCUGGCCAUGACAUGCACGGUGCGCUUCCUUGACUACUUCCUGCAAAAAGAGAAUCACAGAGCUACCGUUGUUGUAGGUACAUCAGGAGACACAGGUGGCUCGGCCAUCCAGAGUGCAAAAGGUCUCUGUGGAUUGGAUGUGGUAGUGGUUUACCCCCGAGGACGCAUCACUCCAGUCCAAGAGAAACACAUGAUAACCUGUUUGGAGGAUAAUGUCCAUGUGUUUGCAGCGGACGGCAGCUCAGAUGACAUAGACCAGCCUCUACGCCAUCUGUUUUCUGACCAGGAGCUAGUCAAGUCUCAUGGCCUAAUGAGCCUUAACUCAGUCAACUGGUCUAGAGUCAUGAUCCAGCUCGCCCACUUCAUCUAUGCUUACCUGGAGCUCAGUGAUCUGGAGCAGGCUGACUUAGACAUGCCUGAGCUGGAGGUGGUGGUGCCUACUGGAGGGGCGGGAAACAUUGCAGCUGGCUACAUUGUAAAGCAGAUGGGACUGCCCCUGAAGCUGGUGGCCAUGGUGAAUUCUAAUGACAUAGUGCACAGGAUGGUAACCACUGGUGACUUUUCCAUGGCAGCUAAUGUCACACAAACCUUGGCACCUGCCAUAGACAUCCAGGAUCCAUACAACAUGGAGCGUGUGUUCUGGCUACUGCUGGGCAGAGACGGAGCUUCAGUGAAGAACAUGAUGGAGGAGUUUCAACGAUCACGUAGACAAUCUCUGCCUGAGAACCACCGCAAUCUGUUGUCACAAGUUUUAUCAACUGGAACAGUGUCUGAUGAAGGGAUCCUGGAUACCAUGAGACGAUGCUGGGAGGAAAACCAGUAUGUGCUGUGUCCACACACUGCUGUGGCUGUAUGGCACCACUACCACUGUCCACACAGCCCAAGGCUCCACAGGUGUUACGUUGCAACAGCAUCUCCAGCCAAGUUUCAGGCAGCAGUGCAGAGAGCUGGUCUGACCUUUGACCUACCUGAGGCAGUGCUGGCACUGGACAAGUUGGCCACCCGUUACCAGAACCUGGAGCGGAGCCUGAACUGGUGCAAAGACUGGGAGGACAAACUGAAAGAGAAGAUCCAGUAUGUGAGUUCAGUCAGGAAAAACAGGGAGAAGUGCUACAGCUGAUUAUGAAAGAUGUAAAAUCGGGUUUUACUUCAGAAAUGCUGAUUGAACAUUAAUUUGUAUAUGGAUGAGGUCAGGUGAGUCUGGCAGCUUGUCCUUGAUCUAUGCACUUCCUUAUCUGGAUGUAGUAAGGUAUGUUGAUGGGAAAGGCCUCUUCUUCCCUCUUUGAUGAACUUGGUCCAUAGUGUCAUGCAACUUAUCUUUGUUUGUACAGUGAUGUAACACACCACAAACCAAUCACUUAUUCCUUCCACAACUUUGAUACAAAUGUAAGUUCAUGCUGAAGAAUAAAAUCAGACAGUUUUCUAUGACUUUGUAUCGAAAAUAAUAAAAUGUAUUUUCUAAAGAGUU
Messenger RNA from Micropterus salmoides (largemouth bass), 1839 nucleotides. It is a transcript of the gene thnsl2, whose product is annotated as threonine synthase-like 2. The coding region runs from base 31 to 1491 and encodes 486 amino acids. Gene Ontology annotation, molecular function: pyridoxal phosphate binding. Gene Ontology annotation, biological process: dephosphorylation; 2-oxobutyrate biosynthetic process. The record is from RefSeq and is a predicted model, not a curated record. The transcript has 9 exons. Lineage: Eukaryota; Metazoa; Chordata; Actinopteri; Centrarchiformes; Centrarchidae.